UAGGUCGCCGAUUCCGAAGCUAUGCGAAGCAAAAUAGAAGAAUCUCAGUCUCAGCCCCAUUCAUCUGCUUGGCUUUCUCCGUGCGAUGAGCUGCCGCUCCCACUGGAGCUGAUCGCAAACCUCGGAGCCUUGCAGACUCUAGAUCAGUUCCACAUUUUGGCUCCAUGCACACCAGGUUUUGGUGUUUCGGUGUUAGUUAGACUGGAGUGGUUUUCUGCACGGCCAAGGUCAGACGCGAGCUGGUAACAACUUGUGCGUUUUCAGGACUGUGGGUGGCAUUACACCGGAGUCUUGCAGGCAUAGUAUAUUCUUUUGAAGGGGAGCUCCUGGGUUGUUCACUGGCAACGUCGAGAAACUGUUGUUGAAGUUUUGCAAAUUGUUGGAUCGGAAAGGAACUGGCAGCUAGGGUUUUGGGAGGUGCAUGGCAGUGGUGAGUGGAGGGAUGUAGGAGAUGCUGUGGAGGACGAACGUGUGUUGGAUUGAAAUAUGUGACUGGUGUAGGUGGAGGGCACGGCACGUAAUGGGUUUCAUCAAAUAAAGUGCUUUGCACAGGGAUGGGGUCAGUGGAUGACGUGCUCACUGUAAUGUUGUCGGAUGAUCAUGACCCCUCGUCUCUAGCCGCUGUCAAGACCUCUUCCAAUUCUCCCUUCAGAUUACCCAACGACAUGUUUGCAUUGCUUCCAUACUCUAGCUCUUUGCAGGGGAGUCUUUCCGGUUCUGGGCAGCAGCUGGGCUCAUCCAAGGGUACGAAUUUUCCUCGAAAAGGUUUGGGCAGGUCCCUUGCACAAAUACCAGAAUGGCCAUUUCCGAAAGAUGAGAAGUGGGGUUUGGAUGUCUUACAAGAGCCCGAUCUCACAAGAGCCACGAAUUUCAGUCCCAACGUGAUUGCUCCACAGAAUAUGAAAACCUCAAGACAGGGAGGCCUACAACGGUACCAUUCUGCUCCCAGCAGUUUCUUGCAGUGCUUGGACGAUUUUAUCAAUGAGCCUGGUGCCUAUCCACAAGCCUCAAGCCCGUUGCCCGACAGCGAUGGUCUUCUCACUUGGGCGGACAAUCUGGCGCCUAUCAUGGAGCGUUGUUCUCAGCAGAUGGACACUGAGAAGAUCCUCCCCAGCUCUGAAUUGAAUGAUUAUGAGGAGUUUAUUGCUACUCUUACGGAUUUCUCCACCACGUCCCGUCCACCUGAGUCUCAAAAACUUGACUCUAAGGAGUCUCUGAUUCGCCAAGAUGGUCUCGGAGGAUUCACUUUACCAGCCAUUCAGGAUAACAUGGAGGAGAGUAGUGAUGUAACUUUUCAGAUGCCGGGGUUCUUGCCCCAAUGUGAGAGCAUGCCUGGCCCAACUUCGGAGAAAAACGGCGCUACCAACAACUCCAAAUCAUCCACGUACACACCAGAGGAAUGUACUUAUCUUGUCAAAGAACCUGCAGUAUCCGGAGGCCUUUGGAAUUGCCCUACAAAUCCAGGGAAGCUCGGUGGUAACAUGCCUCCUACAGGAGAGGAAGUGACGAUGGAACCACCACUUGAUUGGUCCAGAACUAACUCCUUUAGAACUGCAGCCAGAGUUGGCGAGGCGGGACCAAAGUUAGGGGGCUUAAUUCGACACUCUAGUCUGCCUGCGCCAAGCCGUCCGUUCAGUGGUAAUGUAGACUUUGACGACCUAUUUGCCGAUCCCUCGGCGGUGCCUCUGAAGACCAUAAGAGCAAAUCGUGGACACGCCACUCACCCCCGAAGUAUUGCGGAGCGAGUGCGGCGGGGUAAAAUCAGUGAGCGGAUGAAAAAGCUGCAGGACCUGGUACCCAGCAUGGAUCGACAAACCAACACAGCUGACAUGCUUGAUGAUGCUGUGGAGUACGUGAAACAGCUGCAGCAGCAAGUGCAAGAGCUGUCCAAAACCGUCGCUGAACUGCAGCAACUGCAGGAAAGGUUAGGACGCCGUGACUGAUACUACUGGUUCAAAAUAACUUAGUUCAUCUGAUGCGGAGCCCGUCAAUCCCUUUGUAUCAUAUUGUACCCAAUAUGUGUCCGAUCAGUCCAUAAUCUCACUUCCUCAAUGGUCCAUCUAAGAGCGCAGAUGUUUAAUAGCUCCGUUGCUGUUUUUUUCUUCUCCGCCUUGGAUGCUGUGUGGCAUGAAGAAGCUAUGUAGUUGCCACAUUUCACAAGUUCUGCCACGCUUGAAGUUUCAAGCGUUAUUUUCUUCUCUACUUUCCACAAGUGCUUGAAUCCUCUUUCCCACCACCCUUACUAAACUCCUUUCAAAUGUCGGAUCUCUUUGACUCAUCUGGGGUUCUACCAAAGUACCUUACAAGGCCUUUGUGAAGUGGUUGCUUCUCCUAUCAACGGUAGAUGUAGGGUCCUGACAGCCAUCCUGGAAACAUCAGAACAUUCCGGAGCUGUUCCUGGCACCAUCGGUUGUUUGCUUUCUGUGACAUAAAAUCAAAUUGAUUCCAGUGUUUCUGUGC
Molecule: messenger RNA, 2460 nt
Organism: Physcomitrium patens
Lineage: Eukaryota; Viridiplantae; Streptophyta; Bryopsida; Funariales; Funariaceae
Product: transcription factor bHLH122
Biological process (GO): regulation of transcription by RNA polymerase II
Cellular component (GO): nucleus
Molecular function (GO): DNA-binding transcription factor activity, RNA polymerase II-specific; RNA polymerase II cis-regulatory region sequence-specific DNA binding; protein dimerization activity
Source: RefSeq, a predicted model, not a curated record